UGUGCAACGGUCUGUCAGUAGGAAUCGGGAUUUCGUGUGACUUGGACGUGUUGUUCCGGGGCGUGCUUCGAUCUCGCAGUCAUAGUUCGCGACGAGUAGCACGUGUUCGCUACGUCUGACAUAUAUUUAUAUGUAUAUUUAUACAUAUAAAUAUUUAUACAUUUAUACAUAUAGACUGCUAACACAUGUCUAUCGCUGACGAAGAGGUAUCGUAAAAAAGGAUCUGUCAAUUAGCAUUUCUCGUUAUUUCGACGCGACGAUGACUCUUUCGAAAAGCUUCUUGCCAGAGUAAAAUACGUGCGACAGCGAGACAGACUUAUCCUUGCUGCGAGAGGUUAUGGGAAAAUUAAGACUUUAGUAUCAUUUGGAUAUCCUGCGCGCUUACAGGACGCGAGUUCAACGGACGAAAAGGUGAACGGUUAAAAACGUGACCGCGACCGGUGUUAUCGGGCAACCGCCUUGACAAAUCAAUAAAUUCCCGAAGAGGAAACCGCAGAGAAAUUAGAUUGCUGUUUGAUCGGCCAUUGUAUGUACGAUCGUUCGAGCCAUUGAAUCGCAGUGCCUUUUUCAACCAUAUCAGAAGAAAAGGAAGAAUACAAGAACACCUUAGGGGACGAAAUUAAUAGAAAUAUGGCACACGAAAAUGGGAUAAACGGUGGAGACACCGAUUCGGAGACAGUGGAGCUAAAUCUUGUGAGAAGAACCAGAUUUCACGUGAACCGGGUCGACAGUCUCGAAGGUCGAACCAGUCUCCUUGGCGAGCAGGAGACCAAAAAAUCCCUCAGGCACAUGACCAGAGAAGCCUUGCCCAGGCUAGACAAUUACAGGAACAUCAUGAGCAUCCAGGCGGCUCAUAGGCCUUCAUUGGACGAGUUGCACAAUCCCACUCUUCUUAAUAAGGACCCAGGAUCGCAUACAUUAACCGUUCCACAAUUAAAAUCCACGGCAUCCGGAGUGAAAUUUGGAUGGAUUCAAGGAGUGCUUAUGCGAUGUCUCCUCAACAUCUGGGGAGUGAUGCUCUUCCUGCGACUUUCCUGGGUCGUAGCGCAAACCGGAAUAGGUCAAGCUAUUUUAUUGAUUCUCACAACGACGGUAGUCACGACGAUUACAGCUUUGUCGAUGUCAGCAAUCAGCACGAAUGGUCUUAUCAAAGGAGGUGGAACAUAUUACAUGAUUUCCAGAUCAUUGGGACCUGAAUUCGGGGGCUCCAUAGGUCUCAUAUUUUCUUUGGCGAACGCUGUCGCUUGUUCUAUGUAUGUGGUCGGAUUUUGUGAGAGUUUGAUAGAUUGUCUUAAUUCCUUCAAUCUUUGUAUAGUCGAUUGUGGAAUCACAGAUAUCAGGAUUGUAGGCUGUCUAACAAUAGUCGUACUCCUAAUAAUCGUGGUAAUCGGCUUGGAAUGGGAAGCGAAGGCACAAAUAUUCUUGUUAAUAAUCCUCCUCUUGGCUAUUGGCGAUUUCACGAUCGGCAGUUUUAUUGGUCCCAAAAGCAACGAGGAAAAGGCUAAAGGAUUUAUCGGAUACAACGCCGAGCUGUUUAAGGAAAAUUUGUAUCCGAACUAUAGAUAUAGCGAAGGCGUGGAACAUAAUUUCUUCUCGGUCUUAGCCAUUUUCUUCCCAGCGGCAACAGGUAUCCUGGCAGGUGCGAAUAUAUCUGGUGACUUAAAGGAUCCGCAAACGGCAAUACCAAAAGGCACUUUAUUGGCGAUUCUGCUGACAUCGCUGUCAUAUCUAAUUAUAGCGAUCAUAGUUGGAAGUACUGUUAUGCGAGAUGCAUCUGGCAAUGUUAAUGAUCUAUGGGCAAUAUAUAAUUCUUUUUCGACACUAUCAAUACUUGGUGCAGACAAUAGUACCGCGAUCGAAAAUAAUACAAAUAUUAUCGAGAGUGCCAAUCGCACUUGGAGUGUAUACCAAACAGCUUUUAACUGCACAGGAGGCAGUUGCAACUAUGGCACUCAUAACAGCUUUGAGGUAAUUCAAUUAGUUUCUGCUUUUGGUCCUUUUAUCUAUGCCGGUUGCUUCGCGGCUACAAUUUCAAGUGCUUUAGCAUCGCUAGUCUCAGCACCGAAAAUAUUCCAAGCACUUUGUCUUGAUAAACUAUAUCCGGGAAUUGCGUGGUUUAGUGGAGACAAAGAUAAGGAACCGAUUCGUGGCUAUUUACUCACUUUUAUUAUUGCUGUCGGUUUCAUUUUGAUCGGUGAAUUAAACGCGAUCGCGCCGCUCAUUUCGAACUUCUUUUUGGCUGCUUAUACUCUCAUUAAUUUCAGUACCUUUCAUGCUUCCCUUGCUAAGCCGAUCGGAUGGCGACCAACUUUUAAGUAUUACAACAUGUGGCUUAGUCUUGCUGGCGCUAUUCUUUGCGUUUCUGUGAUGUUCCUGAUCUCAUGGUGGACGGCUUUAAUAACUUUAAGCGUAGUUUUAGCGUUAUAUUUAAUAGUCUCAUAUAGAAAGCCUGAUGUAAAUUGGGGUUCAACUACACAAGCCCAGACAUACAACAACGCGUUGACCGCUGUGCAACAAUUGGAUCGAGUGGAGGAUCAUGUGAAAAAUUAUAGACCGCAACUCUUGGUUCUCACUGGCGCGCCAAACACGAGAUCCUCGCUCGUCGAUUUUGCUCAUCAUAUCACCAAACAUCAGAGUUUAUUUAUUUGUGGCCAUAUUAUCGAAACAUCCAUUUCAUACAAAACGCGCAAUAGCAUGCUGCAGAAUUGUUCUUCCUGGCUCAGAGCGAACAAAAUCAAGGCGUUUUAUUCCUUGGUGGACGGUGCGAGUUUCCAAGAUGGAGCUACUUCGCUUCUACAAGCUGCCGGACUCGGGAAAAUGAGGCCUAAUAUUCUGUUAAUGGGUUAUAAGCAAGACUGGGCUACCUGUCCCCAAAAUAAUUUGAAUAUGUAUUUUAACACUAUGCACAAAGCUCUGGAUAUGCACAUAGCAGUAGCACUUCUUCGGCUUCAAGAAGGUUUAGAUUGCAGCGUAAUCGGAGAGGAUCAAAAGAGACUGAUGCCUACAUCGAUACCAGGCAAUCAAAGUUUCUCGCAGCUUAGCCAAGCUAGUAGCGUAUCCGACAUUUCAAUUCCUGGCAGUCCCGCACCGAGACGUUCGAGAACGAUUAACGAAUAUCCCAAUCCGUCCUCCGAGGAGCAGCGCGAAAAUCGAUCAAAUAUAAUGCCAAUCACAAAUAUACUUAAUGUAGUAACGAAAUUCCAAAGGAAGCAUAAGAAGGGUACUAUUGAUGUGUGGUGGCUAUACGAUGACGGUGGCUUGACGCUUCUCUUGCCCUACAUUAUUAGCAUGAGGCGUAAUUGGUCUAAUAGCAAAUUAAGGGUAUUCGCACUCGCCAACAAAAAUUCUGAAUUGGAAUAUGAACAAAGAAACAUGGCGAGUCUUCUAUCGAAAUUUCGGAUAGACUAUUCCGCGCUGAAGGUCAUACCGGAUAUUUCGAAACCGGCACAAACUAGCACAAAGGCAUUUUUCGAUUCGUUAAUAGCUGGCUUCCAGGAAUCAUCAGCAGAUUCGAAAAAUUCAGACGAUGAUAUCAUUAAAGAUUCGGAACUUAUGGCGAUGAACGAAAAAACCAACAGACAUCUCCGUUUGCGUGAAUUAUUACUUGAAAAUUCCAUGGAAGCAAAUUUAGUCGUUAUGACGCUUCCAAUGCCAAGGAAAGGUGCUGUGUCAGCGCCUCUUUAUAUGGCAUGGUUAGAGACACUUACGCGUGAUAUGCCACCGUUUUUAUUAGUGCGGGGUAAUCAGACGUCAGUUUUAACGUUUUACUCAUAAUAAUCGAGAUAUUACAUAUAAAAAUAUGGUUCUCACAGUUGGUGAUAACCACAGUAUUAUAAAGACAAAAAAGACUUAAUCAUCUGUAUAUGCAGAAAAAAUCGAUUUGAUUAUCGCAGAAAUUUAUAGUGAUACAUAUAUAAUGCUAAUGAUCUAUGCUUUAUUUUAUCAUUGCUUUUAUCAUUAUUAUGAGAAAAUGCAAGUAAACUACUAUUGAAGAAUGUGUGCCUAUCAUAAGUAAUCUCUUAUAAAUAUUUAUGUCGUGUUUUCUUAAAUGACUAGGAUAUUUUUCUAUUCCAAAAAAAAAAACUGACAAAUUUCUAUAUUAAAAAGCAAUUAUGCUGCAUAAAUAGUUGAAGUAAUGGUAAAAAUAUGACAAAUGUAGUUUGUAACAUUAUUUAUUUGUCAUGCAAUA
Messenger RNA from Camponotus floridanus (Florida carpenter ant), 4189 nucleotides. It is a transcript of the gene Ncc69, whose product is annotated as bumetanide-sensitive sodium-(potassium)-chloride cotransporter. Gene Ontology annotation, cellular component: membrane. The transcript is spliced from 18 exons. Gene Ontology annotation, biological process: potassium ion import across plasma membrane; sodium ion transmembrane transport; cell volume homeostasis. Gene Ontology annotation, molecular function: sodium:potassium:chloride symporter activity. NCBI's taxonomy places the organism in Eukaryota, Metazoa, Arthropoda, Insecta, Hymenoptera, Formicidae. The coding region runs from base 631 to 3774 and encodes 1047 amino acids. The record is from RefSeq and is a predicted model, not a curated record.